Messenger RNA from Orbicella faveolata, 8826 nucleotides. RefSeq names its product unconventional myosin-XVIIIa-like. Gene Ontology annotation, biological process: actomyosin structure organization. Gene Ontology annotation, molecular function: ATP binding; actin filament binding; cytoskeletal motor activity. Gene Ontology annotation, cellular component: myosin II complex; myosin filament; cytoplasm. The record is from RefSeq and is a predicted model, not a curated record. Lineage: Eukaryota; Metazoa; Cnidaria; Anthozoa; Scleractinia; Merulinidae.
GAUUCAUGAAUUAAAAAUUUGGCGGCCAUUUGUGAUGAACUUAUAAAUAUAGUUGCCCGUGAAAGUAAACUAACAUCGGCACUGAAGGAGUAAUCUAUCGCAAUGUUUUCCUUCAAGAAGAAGGACAAAGACAAGGUGAUCGAGACAAAAGAAGAGCGGAGGGAAAGGAGAAAGAAAGAGAAAGAAAAGGACAAACACAAGCUUGAUCGUAAGGCUCAUGGCGAUCUUGGGAACAUAGUAGCUGGCUCUGACAACGAGGAGCAGAAGAGAGGACGAUUUAGUUUUAGAAAGCAAGAUAAACGUAGAUAUGAAGUUGAACACGGUUACGACGAUAGAAACACUUCGCCAGGCGUCGAGCAUUCAGAUUUUGCCGCUAGAACAGGCCGUUCAGGUAGCUCGGAUACAACUGGCAGUGCAGCGAGUGGUUCUGUACCUUCUCCAUAUUUGUUUGGUUCUUCUGCCAGCGUUUCUUCGAACGCUGCAUCGUCCGAUGCGGUGCAACAAGCAGGGUAUAGAGAUUCAGACGAGGAAGGGCGAUACCAAAAUGAGGUUUCGCAGGACGGUAAACCCGUUCCGAAACCGCGAGUGAAGAGAAAGAAAAGCUCCAGUAUCGAAAUCAAGUUGCAAAGUCCGAGACAAGCUUAUGACUCUUACGAAAACAAAUCUGGUGAUGCUAGCAACGAACAGAAACGAGCUCACACUGGCGAAAUGAAUGGCACUUCAGCAAUCAAUACGAGGCGUUCUGAUGAGGUUAUAUCUGCUUCACCGUCGAACGAUAAACAUGUUUCUCCGGAAAGCCCACCUCCUAAACCUCCUCGCAUACUGGCUGAUCGCACUGGAGUGGUCGAGUUCGAAGUGAAACUUAUCAACGUGGGUUCCGAAAAUGAACGAAACAAGGCUAAUUCUAACCAUCGUAUGGAGGUGGACGGACCUAUAACAGCUACAAGUACAGUACAGUCUUUCACUGAGGCACCCCUUGAUCUCGGCGAGCCGAAAAUAGUUUUGCCGCCGCGAGAUGUGAGCAGGUCGUCAGAGUCGCUUCUCUCUCCAUCAGAGAAGACUCUAGAGGAGAUGGGAGUUGAUUUGAAACUACCGGAAGUUCAGCCUGCUAUUUCGGGAGUCGCUAGGGUUAUAAAGCUGAAUAGGCGAUCAAGUGGCGAUUUUGGGUUUGCUCUGAGGCGAGCCAACGCUCCAGGUAGCGGGAAAACUGUGCACUUUGUCGAACCCGUCGGUACAAAUGGCAGUGGGGGAUUGCUCCCUGGCGAUCGCCUUGUGGAAGUUAAUGGAGUCAAUGUGGAGAACGAACCGAGGGAGAGAAUAAUCGAGAUGAUAGCUAUGUCGGGAGAGGAGGUCGUUAUCAAAGUCAUUCCUGUGCCGGAGCUAUCGGAAUUGAGCGUGAGAAGCGGUCUCGAUGGCUCAACCGUUCAACUCGACGAGUCGAAUCUGAAAGCUGGAACCCUUGCUCGCAGUGGAAGCAAAAGAAUUAAAAAGAAGGCUAAAUCAGAGGAAGAGGUCAACUCCCAGAAGGCAUGGCUAGAUGCAGAAAAAGUGUGGGUUGUUCACAAGGCAGGGUUUUCUGGUGGAAGGGUUCAAAAGACCAAGACUGUAAGAGAAGAAGAUGAAACUCCUAUGUGUAAAGUGAAACUGGAUCAUGGUGGCGAGAUUAUUACUAUUGAAGAGGACAGUGUUGAAAAGGCUAAUCCUCCACAAUAUGACAGAGCAGAAGAUCUUGCCUCCUUGCGCUACCUUAAUGAAUCCAGUUGCCUUCACACUUUGCGGCAGAGGUUUGGGAGUAACCUUAUUCACACGUAUGCUGGGCCCAACUUGAUAGUCAUCAACCCCCAGCAACAGUUAGCUAUCUACACUGAUAAAGUAAUUCAGAUGUUCCGUGGCUGUAAACAGGAAGACAUGCCACCCCAUAUCUUUGCCGCUGCACAAUCAGCCUAUAGGAACAUGCUGGCGACAAGGAUGGAUCAGUCAGUUGUGCUGAUGGGUCACAGCGGAUCAGGAAAAACCAUCAAUUCCAGACACAUCAUGCAUUAUUUAGUAGCUGCAGCCAGUUCACAGCAUUCUGCACUCACAGAUCAAAAGCUUGAAGCUAUUUAUGCUUUGUUGGAAGCCUUUGGCAAUGUCUCCACUCCCAUGAAUCACAAUGGAUCAAGGUUCACUCUGCUAUUUAGCAUGGAUUUUGACUCUGCAGGUCUUCUGACAAGUGCUUCAGUCCAGACAUUCCUCUUGGAAAAGUCCAAAGUUGUCAGGCAAUCUGAAGGGGAGAGUACAUUUAAGAUAUUCCACUAUUUGUUGGGAGGAUGUGAACCUAAGAUGAGAAAAGAGUUGCAGUUGGAGGCCAAAAUGAGUGAGACCAAUGAGUUUAUGAUGGGAUUUGACCCCAAGUCACCAGAUAACCAGGUUCUUUCUGAUAAGUGGACAGAGAUAGAGUUUGCUCUCCAAAUGCUGGGAAUCUCUGAAGAGGAGGCUAAAGGAAUCUGGGUAAUCUUGGCUGCCAUUUGUCAUCUGGGCUGUGCUGGGGUGGCUGUAGGUGCAGACAACAAGCCUCAUUUUGCCAACCCAGCAGCAGUCCAGAGAGCUGCGGCAGUCCUCGGCACCACCCAGGAGGACAUCUCUGAGAUCAUCUUUGCACCUCCAGUUGUCAAUCAGUUUACCAUAAGGAUGCGCCGCCAGAGUCAGUCUAAAACUGAACUGACUCCCUCCAGUUCUGCAGAGAACACCCCAGAGAAGCAAGCCAAAGCUACUACAGUGCAGUACAUUGAGGCAUUGGAGGGAUUUGCCAUGGGGCUGUACCAGGAAGCUUUUGCUGCUCUGGUUAGGUUCAUUAACAGGUCUCUUCAGUGUAAUGUAAGAACUGUCUCAUCAAUGCACGUGUUGGACCCUCCAGGCUUCCAAAAUCCUGCAUCGGUUGGCAAGUCUGAGGGAGCACUGUUUGACGACCUAUGCCACAAUUAUGAGUAUGAGAGACUGCAAAAGUUCUUCCAUGACACAGUGUUCACUGCACAAAUGGAAAGAUACUCUCAGGUACAAAUAAUUGGCUUGUGCAAUAGCCCUCCAGANAUGCACGUGUUGGACCCUCCAGGCUUCCAAAAUCCUGCAUCGGUUGGCAAGUCUGAGGGAGCACUGUUUGACGACCUAUGCCACAAUUAUGAGUAUGAGAGACUGCAAAAGUUCUUCCAUGACACAGUGUUCACUGCACAAAUGGAAAGAUACUCUCAGGAGAACAUAGAGUGCAGUUUUGAAAAUGUGGCAGCCUCUCCUGAUCCUGUCGUGUCCGUGUUCGAUAGAGCUGCUCAGGGUGUGACACGAGGUUCUACUUUAGACCUGAAGAGUGAACAGAAAGGCUUGCUGUGGAUCUUGGAUGAGGAAUCAAUCUUUCCAGGAGCGAAUGACAGCAGUUUUUUGGCUCGGCUUUAUGUGCACCACUGUAACGAAAAGGACACAUGGGUGAGACAGGGACCUCUCAAAGACACGUUUUACAUCAACCAUUGCCAAGGCAACCUGCCUGUCUUGUACAAUGCACGAGGCUGGCUGAAAGUGGCCAGGGAGCAUGCUACUGUUAAACAGGCUCAUCCAAUACUGGCAGAGUCCUCAAAAUCUUACUUGAAAGACAUGUUUUCACGACAUCGUUCGGCCGCCGAAGGCGUCACUCGGUCCCGGAGCCUAAAAAAGACGCUGAACACACCCACGGCGAUCAAGAAGAACUCACACUGCUUACAGCUCAUAUACCAAGUGGACACCAUUUUGGACGCCAUUCGAAAGACCAAGGUCAACUUCGUGCGCUGUAUUCUCCCCGUGGAAACCGCUGGCCAGUUUGACAGCGUUGAUGGCGAGCCCGUGAGUAGGACUGGGAAGGAGGUGUCGUCAAUGAAUGUACCGCUGAUCAGACAUCAACUCAGGUCCGCAGAAAUGCUCGAUGCUGUCAGGAUACACCGGCAAGGCUUUCCUGAGCAUAUGCCAUUUGGCGAGUUCAGGCGUAGGUUUGAUAUCCUCGCUGCUAGUCAGUUCAGGAACACCGGCCCUGUCUUGGACGAGAAGAAAAAGUUGCCUUUUACCGGUAGUGUGUUGCGGUUGACGGCAUAUAUUGUUCUUUACCACAUUGCAAUUCAUCAAAUAGGUCGAUGUUGCUUCUUGUUUGAUGGUCCAUGUUGUUGUUCCAUAGGCUUUCCUGAGCAUAUGCCAUUUGGCGAGUUCAGGCGUAGGUUUGAUAUCCUCGCUGCUAGUCAGUUCAGGAACACCGGCCCUGUCUUGGACGAGAAGAAAGCGGUGGAGACACUGUUGGACCACCUUGAACUCGAUAAAAGAAGUUAUCGUCUUGGUCUGAGCCAGAUCUUCUUCCGUGCUGGAACUCUCGCUCAGUUGGAGGACGCCAGAGACGAGAAGACAACUGGCACUAUAGUAGAACUACAGGCUUUCUGUCGGGGAUUCUUAGCGAGAAGAAACUAUAAAAAACUACAGGUUCAGUGUACAGCUAUCCGUUGCAUUCAAAAGAACAUCAGGUUUUUCCUGGCAGUUAACAACUGGCCCUGGUGGAGAUUAUAUACCAAGGUUCUUCCGUUGUUAGAUGUUCAUCGAACCGAGGAAGAACUCAAGAGCAAGUCGGGAGAGGUCGACACUUUGAAAUUAAAAUUAGCAAGACUAGAACGAGAAAAGAAAGAAUUAGAGGAAGCGAACGAGAAACUUCAACAAAAGGUAACCGAACUAUCAGCGGCUCUUGCCGACGAAAGAGAAACCGCCAGCCAUGCCAGUGAAAUGCUUGAAGGCGAAUCAAUGGAGAGAAUGAGAUUGGAACGGCAAAUGCAGGAACUACAGGAGUCCCUGGAGGACGUGAAGAAGAGAAAGGACAAGCUGGAAGUAGAACUUCUCGAAGCGAGAGCUCUGAGUGUGUCUGCGACGAGAAAUGUCGAGAGACUAGAGAGAUACGAAGGCGAAGGAGCUUCCGAAGACGAGGAAGAAGAGUCGUUUUAUCGCGAGAGAUACAUUCAGGCGUCUAAAGAACAUGAACAGCUCAGGAAGAAAUUGCAAAGUCAGGCCGAGCAAGAGAUAGAACAGCUCACCAGUCAGAAACGACUGCUGGAAAGAAAGUUGACAGAAGAGAAAACCGAAAACGAAGAAAUGCAGCGACAGGCCCUGAACAUGAAGAAGAAGACAUCUCGGGUUCAAUCAGAAAUGGAAGAUUUAAAACUACUGCUGGAGGAAGAACAAAGUAGAAAUGCCGAACUGGAGAAGAAACAGAGAAGGUUUGACUCGGAGAUUCAACGCGCCAAAGAUGAACUGAGCCACGAGCGAACUUUGAAAGAUAAAAUCAACAGGGAAAAAGAGAAAGCCCUGACAGAAAAAUACCAACUGGAACAUGAUUUGGCGGAAACGCAAGAAGAAUUGGAGAAGACGAAAAAAGAACUGGAAAAGAUUGAGGGCGAUAUAAACGAUAUCACCAAACAAGGGCUACAAGGAGGAGAUGUUGUUGCAUUGAAGAAAACCAUCAGAGAACUGGAACAGAAAGUUCAGGAUCAAGAAGAAGAACUUGACGAUCAAGCAGGACAGAUCCAAAUGCUUGAUCAGGCCAAGCUUCGUUUAGAGAUGGCCGCCGAACAUGACAAACAUAUGGUGCACAAGGAUUUGGAGGCAAAAGACGAGGAAAUGGAACAGCUCAGAUAUAACAUGCAGAAAAAGAUCAAGCAACUCGAGGCACAGUUAGAAGACGAAUACCAGGAGAAAACCGCAGCUGUUAAGUCCAAACGGGAAGUCGACAGACGACUCGAGGAACUCCGCGAUCAUUACGAACGAGGCGACGCCGAGACCGAGAGGAAACUGAGACGAGAACUGAAGAAGACCAAAGCUCUUCUGAGAGAUGCUCAGGCGGUUAUUGAAACUCAGUCCCAAAAGCUUCCAAAAGAAAGAAACCAGAUGAAGGCUUUGAAAAACCAGUCCCAAAAGCUUCCAAAAGAAAGAAACCAGAUGAAGGCUUUGAAAAACCAGCUUGAAGACGCGGAAUUUGCUGCUCAGUCCGCUCUGAAGAGCAAGAAAAAACUUGAAGAGGACGUGGCCGAUCUACAGAGUCAACUGGAUAUUUUGUCCAAGUCCAAGAAAGAGCUUGAGACAAAGUACAUGACGACGCUUAAGGAGAACUCUGAACUGCAAGGUAAAGUAGACGAAGACGAAGACGACAUUGAUUCACUGACGGAGAAGAACAGACAACUUGUCAAACAGCUGACCGAACUUCAGACGACACUGCGUGACCGCGAGGCUACCAUUCAGGAGAUGACAACUCAACACGAAAACCUGGAAACUAAGGUUCAGCACAUGUCGAAUCGUCUCUCGUACUUGGAAGAGUCCACGGUGGAAAAACAUCAAUUUGAGCAAAUGGAAAGCAAGAGAAGAGAACUAGCCACGCAGUUGGAUUUGGAAGGAUCAUUUAAGAAACGACAAGAGGUUCAAGUCGGCCGGUUAAAGGACCAAGUUCAAAAACUCAAUGACGAAAAGGAGGACAUUCAGCUCAGAGAAAGCAAACUUACUCAGGAGAACGCUAGACUGGAUCGUCAAAUGCGAGAGUUAAAGGAAGAGAUGGCCUCACUAUCGAGACAGGAAGAAGAACACAAGAAAAGAAAGACCGAUGCCGAAAGAGAGGUUGAACAUCUUGAAGGAGUUGUAGCAAACUUAAAACAAGAAUUAGGCUUGGCAAAGAAACGAGUAAGUGAACUCCAGCACGCCUUGGAGGACGACAUGCAUUAUGACUCGGAUGGCAUGUCUAGAGAUGAUGAUGACGAUGAUAUAGACCUCAAUUUAAGCGACGAUUCCGAUGACUUUAAAGACAGUGGUUCGCGACCGUCGGAGCCGAGGUCUUAUCGAUCACUCGACGAACUCGACGACGAGGAUGACCUCAGUGAUCGGCUCAAACGAAAACUGAACGAUCUCAAAGACGAUUUACCUCGUUCGACAAGAGGAUCGCGACCUCCCGCCGAUUCGGUGGAUUCGGACGUAUUCGAUGACCUCAAUGACUCGCGAAAGGGCGGUCGGAGGGUAAGCCAAGAGGGUCGACCCCAUCGGAGAUCGAGAUCGGGAACCGACGAAAAUGAUACGAGUGUCGAAAAGAGACAAAGGAGAAGUGAAGAGAAGAGAAGAAAAAGCGUUGAGAAGAGUAGAAGUUUCGAGAAGAAAUCCACCGAUAAUUCAAUACAUUGACGAGAGGAGUACAUUGUUGUAAAUGAUUUUUUGCGGUGAAAACCAUUUUACGACGUCUUUGAACACAGAUUUACGGUUAGCGCAUCGUUGAUUGUGGUGACCGUCCCGAAAAUAUAUCCUGUCAGGUGAGGAACAGUAGUUAUUUGACAGGAAAACUGCCACAGAACAGCUAAAGAGUGGCACGGAUUGACAUCACUUCGAAGAGCUUGAAAACAAACCUUGAUUACUGGAAACUCAACAAUUACGGAUUGAUUUUUUAGAAUAGUGUUUGAUAACUGACAGUGAGGAGAAGCUCUAACGAUGACAAGUAUGAAAGCGGAUUACAAUGUGGACAAACAUAACAACACAAGCUUUUCGUUUUCGACAUUGUUUCCUUAAAUUAGAGGUCAUUGGGGUUUAUUUCAUGAAUCGUAGCAAUAUUUAUUUCCGUUGCAGCAAAUACCCAGUGAACAAAAAACUCGGAUGUUAGUGAUAAAAUUGUAAAGAACUCGCUGUAUCGAACAACAUUCCUAACGAACCAAUUUUGUACAAGCUGGUUUGUUCGUUAUGUCGGUUCGAUGUCGCAGUGAAAAUCUCCCAACCACGAGGUACAAUAUGUGUAUUACAAAUUGUUUCGAAAUAUCUCUGUGGUGAAGAGAAUGUUGUACUUCGAGCUGAAAGGCGUAAUUUAAGGUAAUUUAUGUUGCGUUACAUAGUUACAGACAUGCCUUAUGACGUGAGUCGAAUUAUGGAAUAGAUAUGCUAUCCUUCCUUUUCAGAAAUACUAGUUUUUGCAGGUGAAAAUAUAAAAAAGGAAAAGAUAGUAGAAACGAACUUAAUCAACGACAUGAUCUCGUAAAGUGAACUGUACAAAACCCGGACUGUUCAACAAAUGCUUUUACUGGCUUUUGUUUGGCUUUACGAGCAAGAGAGCUCUGGAAGUUCUUGAAUAAUAACAGUAGAUAUGGUCAAAGAAAAAUCCGCAGAAAAUUUUGUUAUAGUUAAUCUUCUGGUGCCCCGAAAGGCAAGCUAAACAUUUGUGGUCUCUGAUGUGUCGUUUAAAAGGCGCCAUUUGAUUGGUUACAUUUUACAGCCAAGUUUGGAAGAAGCCAAUCUGCACGAGUUGAUCACGUGCCCCUUGUAAAGUGUAACCGUGACUCGUCAAUUGUUGAGUCUAAAUUUGGACUAGGCUUAAAAUCAUUCCCAGUGAUCGCAAAUCAAAUUUGAUUUGGUGAUUUAAAAUGAAGCUAUUAACUCUCUAAGCCCCAAUAUCAUCAUCAAAUUCUCCUGACUGUUGUCAAUACAUUUCGUAAAUUUUUUGUUGGGAGAAUAUGUUAAAACAUCGAGAAUAUUUCGCUUGGUGAUCAUUUCACUAAUUCUCAUAACGUACUCUUAACUAUGCACAGAACAUUGUGAGGAGAAAUUGUUUACUCGUCAUUGGGGUUUAAGGUGUUAGAUACGGUUCCAUAAAACAGAUUAAUUGUUGCACAAGCCUUGCUCGUAUAUGUAAAUCACUUGAAGAUAUUUUAUAUUAAUGACUGAACAGAGUUAAUUUAGUUAGAGUAGUUAUUUUUGUAAGUGUUGUUUCGUCGCUAUGUUGGCUGUAAAUGAGGGAUUUGAUGGGUGUAAAUACAAGUGACAGACCCUUAACGUUGA